Molecule: messenger RNA, 1033 nt
Organism: Oryctolagus cuniculus (rabbit)
Lineage: Eukaryota; Metazoa; Chordata; Mammalia; Lagomorpha; Leporidae
Source: RefSeq, a predicted model, not a curated record
AGCGCACGCGAGCGCGGGGCUCGAAGUCAAAGCCGCAAACGGCCAAGGGGACGCCCAACGGUCUGGCCGCCUUGGGGACCUCCCGCACUCAGGUGCAGGCGUGUGGCACCAGAUGGCCCCCGCGCUGUGUGCCGCUCUUGGGAACCGCGGAGGCCAGGCACCCGCAGAGGACGGACAGUCGGCAGGCCCCUCUCCUCCAGGAAGCGCAGCCUGAUUCACAGCUGUCUGUGAGUGCGUGCGUCCCCAGUACACGUACACGAGCUGCAUGACAGCGCGAUGCCUCAAGGCCACCACGUUCGGCCUCAUCUGAACCCGCGACCUUCGACACAUACACAGACCCCAGAGGCAUUGGGCCUGCGGCUUAGCCUUGGAAGACAAAAGGUUCCUAUGGCCACGGAAGUGCAUACGCCCCCUACGCAGCCGGAGUAUAUGACCUUUGAGGAUGUGGCCGUGUACUUCUCGUGGGACGAAUGGGACCUCCUUGAUGAAGGUCAGAAACUCCUGUACUGCGACGUGAUGCUGGAGAACCUCGCGCUCAUGACCUCUCUGGGUUACUGGUGUGGAGCGGAAGACGAGGGAGCGCCGGAGCAGAGCGUUUCUGUGGAAGUGUCACAGGUGUUGAUGACAUUCAAAUUGUUGGCCAUGACCUUCACCUGGGAGGAAUGGAGGCAGCUGGACCAGGACCAGAAGCACUUGUAUCAGGAGGUGAUGAUGGAGACUUGCAGGCACCUGGUGUCGCUGGGGUAUCGUGCUCCCAAACCAGAACAGAUGCACACGCCGGAGAAUGAGCAGGAUCUCUGUGUGGUGAAGAGAGGCCCCUCCUGAAGUUCCUGCCCAGGUGCACCUCCCUCGGAGCUCCACAGCCGUCCUCACAGGUCGCACCUGCGGUCACUUGCUCUCAUCCUCCUGUAAGAACUUGAUUUUAUUCAGGUUAAUUUUCCAUUAAACUUCUCGUGUAGUUUUUAUUUCAUGUUCUUUCUUCAAAAUCACUUUUUCCAUGUAUAGAAAUUUGGAUUAAAGGUUAUUUCUUUAG